Molecule: messenger RNA, 1584 nt
Organism: [Candida] anglica
Lineage: Eukaryota; Fungi; Ascomycota; Pichiomycetes; Serinales; Debaryomycetaceae
Source: the annotation of a GenBank genome assembly
UGAGGACCCAUAAUUUUUGCAUUUUGAAUUACUUUAAACCUUAGUUAAGGUAUAAAAAUUUAAAAAAUUCACAUAUUUAAAGAUUGUUAAGGAAUGUCAGAUACUCCAGUUUCAGUUUCCCCGACUCCAGGGGCACCAGAAGUACCAUUUGUACCAAAAAGUACCACCAUCAUAUCACCUAACCAAUAUGCCUUGAUCAAGCUUCCCUCUGAAGGUAUGAAGAUUGUUGAUCUUUGUCCUGGAGGAAUCGUUAGUUUGGGUAAAUUCGGAUCAUUCGAAGUUGAUGGAAUCUUUGGUUAUCCAUUUGGUCAAACAUUUGAAAUCCUUGAUAAUAAUAAGGUGACACCUAUCAAAAGCAUUACUUUUGAGGCUGAAACUUCUGCCACUACCAAUGAAGAUGAACCAGAGUUGACCAAGGAUGAGCUCACUACCUUGUUCUCCAACUCGGCUGAAAACAAUCAAAACAUCAUUAAUAUCGGAUCUAAGAUUCAAAAGCUUUCACCAGAAGAUGUUGAUGAAUUGAAAAAAUCUGGAGCUUCAUCUGAAGUAGGACAGAAAAUCAUUGAACAAAUGAUUGCUGGUCAUGAAGGUUUUGACAAAAAGACUAUAUUUUCCCAACAAAAGUAUUUGAAACGUAAGCAACAAAAGUUCUUGCGUAGAUUUACUGUGGAAUAUUUGGGUUCCUCCCAAGUUCUUCAAUAUUAUAUUGAAAAGGAUGCUCAAAGAGUGUUGGAUAUGAGUGAAGAAUCAUUGGGACUUCUUUUGAACUACGCCAACAUUAGUCCUGGAGGAAGAUAUUUAUUGGUUGAUGAAACUGGUGGUGUUGUUCUUUAUGCCAUGAUGGAACGUAUGAAGGGUAAGGGUACCAUUGUGGUUGCUCAUGAUAACGAACAUCCAAACCAUAUAGCCUUAAGAUACUCCAAUUAUUCACCUGAAAUGAUCCUGGAUAUGGUCAAGCCAAUAAAUUGGUUGCAAUUCAUGGAACCUGAAGAAGAGAAGAUUGAUUGGGAACCUGUCACUCCUGAGGAAUUACAAGAAAUGAAGUUUGCCAAGAGGCAACAAUACGACCGUCGUAAUAAGCGUGCCACCGAGGUCAAUUCUGUCAUUCAACAAGUUCAAGACGGUAAUUUCGAUGCCGUUGUUGUGGCGACUACGUUACAUUUACCAAGCUUACUUCCUAGUUUGGUUACUUGUGCCGGUGGUUCCCGUCCAAUUGUUCUUUACAGUCCAUACAAGGAAACUCUUUUGGACGCUCAACACAGUCUUCUGGAUGACAAGAGAGUGUUGGCCCCAUCUAUCUUUGAAACAAGAGUAAGACCCCACCAAACCAUCCCAGGUAGAAUGCAUCCUGUUAUGUCUAUGAGAGGAUUUGGUGGAUAUGUUCUCUGGGGUACAAGAGUUUUCCCUAAACAAGGUGGUGUUACCGCCAUUGGUAGAGGAAUAUCAAAAAAGAGAAAGGUUGAGGAAAAGGUUGAAGAAAAGGUUGAAGAAAAGGUUGAAGAAAAAUCUGAAGAAAAGAAAUCAGACGACAUGGUUGUAGACGAGAAUUAAUAGCAUAGAGUACAAUAAACAUAAUUUAUUCAU